AUGACAGUUUUCACAAAAACGAACGAAGAUGCAAAAGAGAUCCCAAAGGUUGUGGUGUCAAGCCCUCUGACCACUCCAACAGCUCCUCCAAAUAAAGAACAAGAUAUUAGUAAUAGUGGUUGGGUACCGAUGGAAGGUGGAAGAUUUGAUAGACCAAAAAAAGAACGAAGUUCAUCGUUUGGGCCACUUUCAAUUAUAAGACUAUCUCCGUCACCACUUGCGAGAACACCUACGCCUACUCUUCCGGAUCAGGGGAACGCAGAGAAGAAGACUAGAAGACGAUUAUGCACCAUGCUCUUUAUACUGUUGGCUCUUGGGCUUGGUCUUUAUGCUGGCGCUGUUUUCUUCCAUUAUCACGCAGGACUUGUUCGGUUUGCUUAUAAGGAAGGUGUCGAUCAUGGAAGAAUUGCUGCAAAAUAUCAAAGCGUCGACUUGCAGAGAUCCGUGGACGAUACAGGAAUGAAAUCUGAAAAGGUCUUGCGUGGUGUACUUGGAACAAUAUCGAGGAUUGGCGAGGAGAGAGGAGGAGUUUGA
This is a messenger RNA of Necator americanus (New World hookworm), 534 nucleotides long. RefSeq lists its product as uncharacterized. NCBI's taxonomy places the organism in Eukaryota, Metazoa, Nematoda, Chromadorea, Rhabditida, Ancylostomatidae. The record is from RefSeq and is a predicted model, not a curated record. The transcript is spliced from 6 exons. The coding region runs from base 1 to 534 and encodes 177 amino acids.